AUGGCUGUGGAGGUAGAAGAUGAUGUGUUCUUUGCAGAUCUAAGCAAGCAGCUUGCGCUGCUAAUCAUGGAUGAUGAGGAAGAAUUCCCGGCGCAGUAUCCUCUGCUUCCGGCUCAGGAGCUUCCUUACAUGCCCCAAAUCAUGAUGCCACCUUCAUAUGGCUAUGAAGUGUCCUACAGAAGGGAGAGCAAAGGAACUGGGGUGUUCAUUCCACAGUCCACUGCACCAAGAAGGAAGAACAGGUCAAGGAGGCAAACCACAGUGGAUAGCCACCCCCAAAGGCAGUUGAACAAGUCUGCCAUUGUGGUUUCUCAAGUCACCAAGAACUAUAACUUUCACCCCAAUCAUUACAGUCACUCAAGUGUGCUAAAGAGACACACAUAG
Musa acuminata AAA Group (dessert banana) is the source of this 384-nucleotide messenger RNA. RefSeq lists its product as uncharacterized. The transcript is spliced from 2 exons. Lineage: Eukaryota; Viridiplantae; Streptophyta; Magnoliopsida; Zingiberales; Musaceae. Bases 1 to 384 code for a protein of 127 amino acids. The record is from RefSeq and is a predicted model, not a curated record.